CGACAAAGUGGAUCUUGAGCUGAUCGCCCCAUUCCAACACCUUCCUUCAUCUUGAGAUCCUCGUUCCAGCAAAUGCGAUCGCUCCGCUGCAACCUGUGCGCAGCAAGGGGGCACGGACCCAUCAUCUCCAGUCGAAGGCGGUGUUUUGGCACAAGUGUGACGUUUUAAGGCAGGUCCCGGCCAGAGCUACCAAUGAGACAAGUCGCUCCUAUUCCGCCGGGCUGGUCGCAAUGAACGGGCGUCGGAGCAGUGCACGGCAACGGAGCAACCGGAGCGAGACUCGGCCAUCAAGGGGAUGCGGCAUCGGUACGCGGGAGCUGUCUACCAGCACCAGCUCCCCCAGCAAAAGCGAGCCAGCAGCAGCAAGCCGAGCGGGGAGCAAGACGCGCCUGUUUUCAGCCUGCCGCCCCCGCCCUCUUCCUCCCACCACCGAGACCGCGCUUCGACUACCGACGCUCACCGCCGGAGCCUCCAGGAGCUCCCGUGCGUGAGCCAGCCCGCACCAAGAGCGCCGCACGGCGGGGACGCGCCACCUCCGGCGGGGUCCCGCGACAGCGCCCACCGAGAGCGGGGCGGCACCGGAGGCAGCGCCGGGGAGCCGGCCACUUUGCAGCAGGAUCCCUGGGCCCCGGCCCCGGUUUUUCCGAGCUGCCACUGCAGUUUUUCCACGCAGGAGGCGAACCAUUCACAAAACCAGCACCAUCGCGUCGCACCACCGCAGCCCUCCCCACCUUUCCCCCCGCCUAUACCGCCACCACCGACUACCACCUCCUCCUCCUCACUGCUGUUUUCCCGGGAAUCCAAACGCGGGGAUCGUCUGGGAAGGAGUGCCAAUAAUUACCAACAGGCAAGCAUCGUGGAACGCUGCAGGGGAGGAGGAGGAGCAGGAGGGCAACGAGACCACAGGCAGUUGCAGUUGCAGCAGCAGCAGCACUGUCAUACAAGACUCCCACUGAGGGACUCCUCCCCUGAAGGAAUCCGUGCAAACUCACAGAAAAGGUGCACUGACAGAAGAGCAUUCGAGUCUCAGACGCAGGAGCAACAGAUCCCACAAUUAAGAGCGCGGCAGCAGCUACUGGUGGGCAGCAGCUUGCCUAUCAACCACUGCGCCAGCGGCUCUGGUGAGCUAUGUAGGACUCACCAGGCUCCACUGCUGCAACAACAGCAGCAGCAGCAGCAGCGGCAGCAGCAGCAACAGCAGCAGCAGCAGCAACAGCGGCAGCAACAGCAGCAGCAGCAACAGCAGCAGCACAGCACACCGGGGCAGCACUGUGAAGCCCGAGACCGCAAUAAGUGCGCCAGGACCCCCGCGCCAGGCGACCCGCACAGCGCAACGCUCCCGGCGGCACAGCAGGCAGACGCGGCCAAGUCGAGCGCAACUGGCGGUAGCAGCCGCAGCAACAGCAGCAGAGAGAGCCCCAACUACGGCUCCAGCUAUCACCUGUGGCCCGAGAGCCCGCAUAAAGGAGAGGAGAGGAUACGCAUCGAGCUCCACAAGGCCACAACUGAGAAGAAGAAGCUGAGCCAUGCUGGAUCCAAGCCCUCCCUCUCCGAGAGCAGCGGCCGACUCCCUCAGAUAGCCAUGAACACCUGCAAGUACAAUGGCGGCGUGGUGAGACCACUCGUGGGCAGUCUGGCGUCCUCGUCGCGCCGCAACCUUGCGGAGCUUGACUCGGAAACGCAGCCCCUGCAGACGCUGCACAGCUCUGGCCUGGAGGUGGUGGUGUCCAAGGGGAAUGGCGGCGAAGACCCCAGCAAGGCGUCUAACGAGAGCUUGGUCAGGGAGGGCAGCGGGCGCAGCAGAGGCAGGGCGCCCCAAAAGAAAAACCGGGACAUCGGUUACAAGCUCGGCCACCGGAGGGCACUGUUUGAGAAGCGGAAGCGGCUGAGCGACUACGCGCUCAUCUUUGGAAUGUUUGGGAUCGUCGUCAUGGUGACGGAGACGGAACUAUCAUGGGGGGUUUACACUAAGGAAUCUUCAUAUUCAUUUGCACUGAAAUGCCUUAUCAGCCUUUCCACUGUUAUACUGCUUGGUCUUAUAAUAAUGUACCAUGCACGGGAAAUCCAGCUGUUUAUGGUCGACAACGGUGCAGAUGACUGGAGGAUAGCCAUGACCUACGAGCGGAUCUUCUUCAUCGUGCUGGAGUUGCUGGUGUGUGCCAUCCAUCCCAUCCCCGGCCAGUACGUCUUCACCUGGAAGGCCCGGCUGGCUUUUACGUACACGCCAUCCGUGGCGGAUGCCGACGUGGACAUCAUCCUCUCCAUCCCCAUGUUCCUGAGACUCUACCUGAUUGGCAGGGUCAUGCUACUUCACAGCAAGCUGUUCACCGACGCGUCGUCUCGCAGUAUCGGCGCCCUCAACAAGAUCAACUUCAACACACGCUUUGUCAUGAAAACGCUCAUGACCAUCUGCCCGGGAACUGUUCUGCUGGUGUUCAGUAUAUCGUCCUGGAUCAUUGCUGCAUGGACCGUGCGCGUCUGCGAGAGGUAUCAUGACAAACAGGAAGUGACCAGUAACUUUCUGGGAGCCAUGUGGCUCAUCUCAAUUACCUUCCUCUCCAUUGGCUACGGGGACAUGGUACCGCACACGUACUGCGGGAAAGGCGUGUGUCUGCUUACAGGGAUUAUGGGAGCUGGCUGCACUGCACUUGUGGUCGCAGUGGUGGCCAGGAAACUGGAGCUGACCAAGGCAGAGAAGCAUGUUCACAACUUCAUGAUGGACACGCAACUCUGUAAACGAGUAAAGAACACAGCUGCCAAUGUACUCAGGGAAACAUGGCUCAUCUACAAACACACCAAGUUGGUCAAGAAGAUUGAUCACGCCAAGGUGCGGAAACACCAACGCAAGUUUCUCCAAGCCAUUCACCAAGCUCAGAAACUGCGCAGUGUCAAGAUGGAGCAGAGGAAACUAAAUGAUCAGGCCAACACCUUGGUGGACCUGGCGAAGACCCAGAAUGUGAUGUACGACCUGGUUUCAGAACUCCAGGAGCGCAGUGAGGAGCUGGACAAGCGAAUCGGCACAUUGGAAGACAAGCUGGACUCGGUGACGGGCAGCCUGCAGGCGCUGCCCUGCCUCAUCUCCCAAGCCAUAACCCAGCAGCAACAGGACUUCCUGGACGGCUUUGUUCACCGCUUCCGGCCCGCAUCGCUAGCCUCAGAGCGCUCCGAACGCUCUGAGCGGUCGUGGACGUCCACCACGCGCAGGCGGCGCUCGCCGUCCACCGCACCACACACCUCCUCCGAUAGUGGAUAACCUCCAAGAAGCACCUUUCUCUAUCAUCCCAUCACUUCAUUCGUCUCCCUCUCAAAUAGUCCGUCGCUGGACUGAUGUUGAGCUCAUAUCCUGACAUGCCGCUCCCCUUACCACCAAAUCCCAAAACCAAUUUCCCUCCCCGAGUCUUUCAGUGCAGGACUGGAUCAGAGCAACUCCAACAGAGGGGGUUAAAAAAAACUAAAAAAAACA
This is a messenger RNA of Hippocampus comes (tiger tail seahorse), 3463 nucleotides long. RefSeq names its product small conductance calcium-activated potassium channel protein 2-like. Lineage: Eukaryota; Metazoa; Chordata; Actinopteri; Syngnathiformes; Syngnathidae. The transcript has 10 exons. Gene Ontology annotation, cellular component: membrane. Gene Ontology annotation, biological process: potassium ion transport. The record is from RefSeq and is a predicted model, not a curated record. Gene Ontology annotation, molecular function: calmodulin binding; small conductance calcium-activated potassium channel activity. The coding region runs from base 296 to 3253 and encodes 985 amino acids.